AACAAGCAAGCCCGCCGCUGUCGCAAACGUGGCCCAGCCGCCAAGUGAGGCCGGGAGCGCGACAGCCCGGGCAAAAGGGAGGGGAGUGAGACGUGGGAUGCUUUACGGCCGCGCCUCUGUUCGUGCCGAGGCUUCCUUUUUCCACGUGGAGAGUAAGAAGCUCCUGCGCGGGCGCCAUGAAGCGACCGAAGUUGAAGAAAGCUAGUAAGCGCAUGACCUGCCAUAAACGCUAUAAAAUCCAGAAAAAGGUACGAGAGCACAAUAGAAAACUCCGCAAGGAAGCAAAGAAACGUGGGCACAGAAAACCCAAGAAAGAUAUAGGAAUUCCUAAUGCAGCACCUUUUAAGGAGGACAUUCUUCGGGAAGCUGAACAAAGGAAACAAAGGCGUGAAGAACUGAGAAAACAACAAAAACUUGAACGACAAAAAGAACUGGAAAAGAAACGCAAACAAGAAGCUAAUAAGGAUGCCAGUAAAGAAGAACAAUGUGAAAAGGAAUCAACCUCUAAACCCAAAGCAAACCCAAAACAGCAGAUAAAUAAAAAUUCAAAGCAAUUCUUCUGCAAGGAACUUAAAAAGGUGAUUGAGGCUUCUGAUGUGGUGUUGGAAGUUUUAGAUGCAAGAGAUCCACUAGGCUGUCGGUGCCCACAGGUGGAACAGUUUGUUGGUCAGUCAGAUGGAGGCAAACCAUUGCUGCUGGUUUUAAACAAAAUUGAUCUGAUACCGAAGGAGAACUUAGAGAAAUGGUUGCAUUAUUUAAAUAAGGAAAUUCCAACUGUUGCAUUUAAAUCUGCAAUGCAGAAAAAAGACAGAACAGCGGCAAAGAGGGUUACUAAAAUUGAUCUAUCAUUGGCCAGCCUGUGCUUCGGAGGUGACUGUCUGGUAAAACUUCUUCAGGAGCAUAGUACGGUGAAAGAGAAAGUUGUACAAGUUGGUGUAGUAGGUUUUCCCAAUGUAGGGAAAAGCAGCAUUGUCAAUAGUCUGAAAGAGGCACGUGUCUGCAACGUGGGACCUAUGAGAGGCCUUACGAAGUGCAUGCAGAUUGUUAACAUUGACAACCAAAUCAGAAUGUUAGAUAGUCCUAGCAUUAUUGUGGCACCUUCCAACCCUCCUCAUGCACUAGUACUGAGAAGCACAACAGAUGUUGAUUCUGCUAAUUUAUUUGAUUCAGUAGAUGCAAUUUUGAAGCACUGCAGCAAACAGCAGAUCAUGAUGUAUUACAAUAUUCCGAAUUAUGGAAAUCCUUUGGAGUUUUUAACACUACUUGCACAGAAGAGAGGAAUGCUGAAAAAGAAAGGUGUUCCUAAUGUAGAAGCUGCAGCUAAAUUAGUGCUGUGUGACUGGACAGGUGCCAAAAUGAGUUAUUACUCACAACCCCCUGCAUUGUGGAUCCCAUCACCACACCUCUCCGCUGAAGCUUUAGCAGCAGUAAAACUAGCUUUUAAUUUUGAUGAUCUGGAAGAAGAUAACAAAACCACCUUGAAAGCUAGUAAACACCCAAAUAAGGCAAGCAGCAUUGCGUUUCAGUCUCCUGGCUUCACUGAUGGUAUUAUAGAGGAUACUGAACUGCCAGGGGAAGUAAUGGAAAAAAAGAGCAUAGAAAUGAGUGAAGAUGCUGAGGAAUUAUCUGAAGACAAGGAGGAUGGAGUGGAAAGCGAAGAGGUAAAAGUGCAAGCUUUAAGAGACUUAAAAAACAAAACACACUCUGAAGAGCUGGAAGCAAAGAAUGCAAAAUGGGGGAAGUUGCCUACAGGUAGACAGCUCCGCAUAGAGGCUGGUGACCUCGAUGAUGCCUAUGAUUUCAAUACAGAUUACAUAUAAGAAGAUCAAGGGGUUUUGAGCGCUCCAGUUUUCUGGUCAGCAUUUAGGACUCUACAGGCAUUUCGGUGGACUGUUUGUGGACUGGCAAUGCCAAUUCUGUGUGCAUAUUGUAUAGAGCAGGGAUUCCCAAACCCCAGGUCUAAUCCCGGUCUGGGGCUUGUUUGCAACUGGGCCACCACUCCCUGCCCUCUAAAAACUCCCCCCCCCCCCCCCGCUGGCCUUGCCCUUGCAGCACGGCGAUGAGCCGCUCAGUCACGCCCCCCUCCCCAGCAUAACGGGGCUCGGCUGCCGCCACCACCUGUCCCCUCCCUUCCUUUCCCCAGCGCCGCUGGAAAAGCAGGCUGAAGGAGGAGUUUCGCCCCUCCCUCACUUCCUUCAGCAUGAUUCAAAUCAGCCCGGUGCUGCCGAAGCUUCCCGAGCCUCCUCCCAGUGUCUCUUGGGGGGGGGGGGGCAGCAGCGGGGCUCUGUUCUGCAACGGUGGAGCCCUUUCAGAAUGGGGCUGGGUGAGCUCAGCAGUUUUCCCGAAGAAUCAGGUGAUGGGGGAGGGGGGACAGUCGAGCAGCUCCCUUCCUGACAUUGAAAUUGACCUGGGGUGGGGGAGAGAGGAGGAGGGGGAAGCAAAUGCCUAGUUUCCCCUCCUCCCUCCCUUCCCCAUCCCAGGUCAAUUUCAAUGUCCGGAAGGGAGCUGGAAGGCAACCUUAUUUGCUUUAUUUUCCACCACCACCCCCCUCUUACUGUCAGGCAGUCUUUUCUUCUGGCUGUCUUUCUCUUUUUUCUCUUUCUUUUCUGGCUUUCUGUGUCAUUCUUUCCAGACUCUUUUUCUUUCUUUCUUUCAUUCUGGCUGUUUUUCUCUCUCUCUCUCUCCUGUCUUUUUCUCUCUCUCUCCCCCCCCCCUUCCUUCUUUCAGACUGUCUUUCUCUCUUUGUGUCAUUCUUUCUCCCCCCCCUCUCUCUCUCCCUUCCUUCCUGUCAUUUCAUUUUUCCCAGGCUGAGAACAUUCUAUAUUUUUAGUUUUCUGCUGUGGGAUUCUUGUGCUUUUUCUUUGUUUUAUUUUUAAAGUUGCAUUGCAAAAUCCCUCUAUUCUCCUACCUUUCCUAAACAAAAUAUUACAAGAGUUUUAAGCAUGUUUGUACAUCACUUCCUGGCUCUGCCCCCAAAUUUUAGUAGGCCACGAAGGAGAAGUGUAAAAAUAACUGGGCCACGGGAGGGGAAAGUUUCGGAAACCCUGGUGUAGAGUAUUGCAUUAUUAUUUACAGAAGAUUGCAUCCAUGUGUUUCUCAUCAAUCAGCAUAAAUUUGAAACUGAUGAUGCUUGAUAUGAUUCCCUCCAGCAGUGAGGCAUGUUGUACCAUGAUUCAUUAACUCAGUCUCUGAAGAGAAAAGUUUGAAGCAUACAUGGUCAAAGAGAUUCAGUUCUGAAAUAGGUAUAUACUUAUUCCAAGGGAGUAAACCUUGCACAAGCUAACAGGGAAAUGUACAGGGAGGUCAGUGGACAAAAUCGGUUGUAAGCUCAUUAGGAUGAAAUAAAAUUUUCAGCUUCUUCUAUGGAAGAUGUAUGUUACUUUUUUGCAGCUGUGUUGAACUUAUUUGUUGUGAAGGCUGGAUCUGACACUUUAUUGGGCAAGGCCAUGUGUGCCAUAAAAUGUAACACAAAAAGUACCAGGGAUACAGACUUUAUAAAGGUGAUUUCAUAUGGUAAUAACAGGUGAAUGACAAUAGCAGGCUUGGUUGGAUUAGGUGUUAUAUGCAGGGGGUAGUAGGUGUGGAGAUACCAGCAUUGGUAAUGAGACAGGAAACCAUCCAGGAGGAUGCUAAGAAUAAGUGGAGUGAUUAAUGAGCAAUCUGACAUUAGAAACCACAACAUUCAGUUGCUGACCUAAAAGUAGCAGCGCUCUUACAAAAGAAUAUCAAAGGGAGAUUAGAAAGAGAAACUGCUGAAUUGCAAUUGAUAAUAAAGGUCAAGACAAUACUUCUUCCUGGACCAAAUUGAGAGCUAGGCUUCCUGUCUUAUUACCAAUGCCUGCUGUUGUCAUUUGACAUCUGAAAUCACUCCACUCUCCAAAAUAUAUGGUUCCGUGGCAUUUAAAAUCUUCACAGGAGAGCAUUUAAAAAAUAACCUUAAUGCUCAUUCUCUGUGCAAUAAUUUUAGCUUUUUCCAACUCAAGGAACUAUGUAAAUUCAAUUACACGAAGUGCAAAAAACAGUAUUGUUUAUUACAUUUUCAGUCAGCAUAUUUAAUAAUAAACUAGUUAGCAUACAUUGUCAUCAAGAAAACAAAUGCAUUGAUGUGACAUGAGUUAACUGAUGUGCAAACGUGUUUAGUAAGGACAAAUUACUAUUCACAAAAAAAGAUUCAAAUUAAGAAAUUCUUAGUAAAUUUGAGCAGCUGCUUCCACAGUUUUAAAAAUUAUUCCUUUAGAAUUGUUGGGGUAACCUUGCAAAUCAAUAAAAUAUUUUUUUAUUAAU
Heteronotia binoei (common prickly gecko) is the source of this 4284-nucleotide messenger RNA. It is a transcript of the gene GNL3, whose product is annotated as G protein nucleolar 3. Gene Ontology annotation, cellular component: nucleolus. The record is from RefSeq and is a predicted model, not a curated record. Lineage: Eukaryota; Metazoa; Chordata; Lepidosauria; Squamata; Gekkonidae. Gene Ontology annotation, molecular function: GTP binding. The transcript has 15 exons. The coding region runs from base 177 to 1820 and encodes 547 amino acids.